AUGGACUCCUCUCCAAUGGCACCAUGGGCCCGAUUACCUCUGGAGAUCAAGUCGAACAUCAUGGGACGACUGACACGGAUCGACUUGAAGUCCUGCCGCCUACUCGACAAGUGUACAAGCCUGGCAGCCACGCGGGUUCUGUUCCAAACACUCUGCCUUUCACCCAGUAUGAACAGUGUCGACCGGUUGUCCAAAGUCGCAGCGCGGCCUGACCUCGCUGGUCAAGUGCGCACCCUCGAGAUCCACCGACACUAUCUCAAAAAUGUGCCCUUCGACGAAUACCUCCGGACCGGUCACUUGUCGGAACGUCUCCAGAGACUGCCUCCCCUCGACGCGGCGUCACUCGCCGUCAUACUCUCCCAGGCAUAUGAAGACGAGCUAGACGCCCAGGGACGCUUCCUUGACGAAGCACCUCCUCUGGUGGUAAAUGCGCUCAAGAAAUUACCGCGGCUCCAAUGCUUCGUCCAUGGUGGUAGACUGACUCGAACCGAGGAGGGAGAUUUUCUCCUAGACGAGCACUCUGAUCUGUUGAGGCGGACGGGUGUAAGAACACUGAGCGGCGGAACACACUUUCUGCUGAUGCACUCAGUCUUGCUGAAGUGCCGGGGUUUGAAGCCCCUGUCGAUCGGAUUUUCGUCAGUCUACUGGUGGGAGUUUUGGAACUGCAUGGAAAUCCGACACGCAAGGGCCCUUUUCGAGACCGUCACGCGCUUCGAGCUCACGUUCGAGAUCAAGAGCUUGGAUCGACAGCCGUGCCCGCUCAAACCGACCAGCGCUCAUUGGAGGAAAGGCUUGACCAGAUACCUGAAGGAACUGGGAACAUACCUGCCUGCGACCGAACACCUGUGGCUCGGGUUCGACGAGCUGCUUAUAGAGCCUCGGGGAAGUCAAUCCGUUCGCCGCUAUGCAUGGACAAGGAUAUCGAGCUUGCUGCUGCGUUGUCCCUGUCCUGAAGUUCCUGAUCUGCCCAGCUUGACCACCCUCACUCUGGAAAACACUGCUGUCCGCCUGGACGAGCUAUGCAAUUUCAUCAUCCGACACUCCCAGCCACUGCGGUCCCUCACCAUCGUCAACAUGCGUCUCAGCAACACCGGCACAUCUAGUCCAGGGAUCCUGGCCGUGGUGCUGAAGCUGAUCUCGUUCCUCAACAAAGAGACCCAGCUGGACCAUUUCUCCAUGCAAGGCACUUUUCUAGAUUCGGAUGAUGAGACCCGACUCUUGUGCUGUCCCAAGAGUGGGACCAGCAGCAUCUUGCACGAACUCGAGGAAUACGUCUGUCACCGCGGUGCCUUCCCCUUUCACAAUUCUGAAAUACUCCUGCAGGCUCUCGACACGUACUGGCCACGUUCGGGGGCGGCGGAAGAGGCGGUGGCCAGUGACAAGGAAUUGCCCCGACCCAGUCUGCGCGAUUGCACGGUUGAGGUCACGCUUCAGAGCGACGACUCGUGGUAUGUCGACGCACCGAAAACGCCGCGUCCCGAAUGA
This is a messenger RNA of Fonsecaea pedrosoi CBS 271.37, 1485 nucleotides long. RefSeq lists its product as uncharacterized. The record is from RefSeq and is a predicted model, not a curated record. Lineage: Eukaryota; Fungi; Ascomycota; Eurotiomycetes; Chaetothyriales; Herpotrichiellaceae. Bases 1 to 1485 code for a protein of 494 amino acids. The transcript has a single exon.